Molecule: messenger RNA, 1641 nt
Organism: Triticum aestivum (bread wheat)
Lineage: Eukaryota; Viridiplantae; Streptophyta; Magnoliopsida; Poales; Poaceae
Product: B3 domain-containing protein Os03g0619600
Exons: 10
Coding region: 1-1641 (546 amino acids)
Molecular function (GO): DNA binding
Source: RefSeq, a predicted model, not a curated record
AUGGAUUUCGAGUUCUUUACGAUCAUGCUCUCAAAUUCGCUAAAGAAGCUGAGGCUGCCACAGAAAUUCGCCAAGAUGCUCUACGGCCGUGAGCCACGAAAAAUGAAGCUCCGGGAGGCUGGGCGCCGGCGCCUCUUGUGGGACGUGGGUGUAGUGCUCGACGCGGAGGGCCACAUCUACCUGGGUCACGGGUGGAAGCAGUUCGCCCAGGCUCAUGAUCUUCGGCUCGGGCACUUCCUAGUCUUAAGCCACGACGGCCACGACGUGCUCACCGUGAAGGUGUUCGACGGGAGCAUGUGCCGCAGGGACUACCAGCACGACGACGAUGCUAGUAACGGGACCAGCGGCGACAGUGGCAAUACCUUGUUUCUCAUCAUGUACAUGGUUCGACCUCUGGCACAGCAGGGAGCAGAACGGGAAGGGGAAGCACCAUCACAAACAGGGCCAGAGGAACAUCGCGUGGAGCAGGGUGUCAAAUUAGUUAUGCAAACACCCAGGUGGCUUUAUUCCAAGAUGAGUAAUCCAUGCGAUUCAGAUGGAAGCCAGAAGGAAAGAUCUUAUUCGUCUGAGGAAUUACCAGCAGAAGACAGUCUAUCUGCAGACAAUUCUGUGGAGUCAGCUAAUCAACGAGCGCUUUCGAAUAACUAUGUCGUAUCAAUGCAAUGCUAUCUUUCAAAAGCACAGAAGGUGAAAAUAGAUGCUCUUAUAGAGAAAAUUGAACCUAGAUUCACAGUGCUAGUUGUGCAGAUGAAGAAGUCAAACAUAGAACGGCAUACCCUGAUAAUACAGAAGGAUUAUGCAAUCGAGCACUUUCCAUGUGAAGAUACAACUGUCAUGCUCCAACUGCCUGGGAAGAACAAGGAUUGGAAAUGCACAUUCCGCAUAAGGCCAUCCGGCGCGUCUGAUGCAGGUCGGCGCAGCCUCUAUUUGCACAACUUUACCUGUGACAAUCAUGUUAGGGAGGGUGAUAUCUGCCUCUUCCAACCAAUGACAAAUGUUGAGCAGAGAAAAUUCGUAGUAAGAGUUCAUUUCCUGAACAAAGCAUCGAGCAUUGACCGUUCCCCUCUGGAAAGAACUGACGCUGGCUCAAACCGCGGAAGGCCAAGUGUAAAGAUGGUCUUGACAGCCAAUGUUAAAGAGGAGCCAGCUAGUGAUGGUGAAGACCAUGGAUAUUCUUACAAUUCAGAGGAAGCUUGGGAGCCUCUUUUUGUGCCACCAGACAGACCUCGUCUAACAGAUGUGCAGGAGAAGAAAGUAUGGAAGAAAAUCCAUGCUAUUAAAUCGGAACUGCCCAUCUACGUCACGGUUAUGAACAAAACCAGUGUUCGUCUCUGCAAGUCACCCUACCUCACCUUGGGCAAGAAAUACGUGUCAAGGUAUCUUGAAAAACAGUACUUCACCGGGCAUCACGGAAAGAAGAAUAUGAUGACUUUGGUGCUUCAGCGGGAGGGGAAGAACAGGAGGUGGCACACAGAGCUGCGACUAGGAAGUCAUCGCGCAACGAUCGCUAAAGGAUGGACGUCUUUCUCCCGUGACAACCAUCUACAGGUGGAUGACCUCUGCCUCUUCAAGCUGAUGCGGAAUGAAGAGACGCUGAAGAUGAUGGUCCACAUCAUUCGCCGUAAGAAGUGCUUAGCUUGA